Messenger RNA from Malassezia japonica, 327 nucleotides. It is a transcript of the gene CYC1, whose product is annotated as iso-1-cytochrome c. Gene Ontology annotation, cellular component: mitochondrial intermembrane space. The coding region runs from base 1 to 327 and encodes 108 amino acids. Gene Ontology annotation, biological process: mitochondrial electron transport, ubiquinol to cytochrome c; mitochondrial electron transport, cytochrome c to oxygen. NCBI's taxonomy places the organism in Eukaryota, Fungi, Basidiomycota, Malasseziomycetes, Malasseziales, Malasseziaceae. The record is from RefSeq and is a predicted model, not a curated record. The transcript is spliced from 6 exons. Gene Ontology annotation, molecular function: electron transfer activity; heme binding.
AUGCCGUUUUCCGAGGGUGACGCUAAGAAGGGUGCCGGUCUUUUCAAGACCCGCUGUGCGCAGUGCCACACCACCGAGAAGGGUGGCCCCAACAAGGUUGGUCCCAACCUGCACGGUGUCUUCGGCCGCAAGUCCGGUCAGGCUGAGGGCUUCAGCUACACCGCUGCCAACGUGAACAAGGGUGUCACCUGGGACGAGGAGACUCUCUUCGAGUACCUCGAGAACCCCAAGAAGUACAUUCCUGGUACCAAGAUGGCUUUCGCUGGUCUCAAGAAGGACAAGGACCGCGACAACCUCAUCACCUUCAUGCGCGAGGCUUGCAAGUAA